Molecule: messenger RNA, 2052 nt
Organism: Tauraco erythrolophus (red-crested turaco)
Lineage: Eukaryota; Metazoa; Chordata; Aves; Musophagiformes; Musophagidae
Source: RefSeq, a predicted model, not a curated record
GACCGGACGGGCUUCACCUUCAAAUACAGGGAUGAGCUUAAACGGCACUAUAACCUGAGUCAGUACUGGGUGGAGGUGGAGAUGGAAGACUUGGCCAGCUUUGAUGAAGAUCUCGCUGACUAUCUGUACAAGCAACCAGCAGAGCACCUGCAGCUGUUGGAAGAAGCAGCAAAAGAAGUCGCAGAUGAGGUCACCCGUCCUCGUCCUUCAGGGGAGGAAGCUCUCCAAGACAUCCAGGUCAUGCUGAGAUCAGAUGCCAACGCAGCCAACAUCCGCAGCCUGAAGUCUGACCAGAUGUCCCACCUUGUGAAGAUCCCUGGGAUCGUAAUUGCAGCAACCCCUGUGAGAGCCAAAGCCACCAAAAUAGCCAUCCAGUGCCGCAGCUGCCGCAACACCAUCAGCAACAUUGCGGUGCGCCCAGGCCUGGAGGGUUACGCUCUCCCCAGGAAAUGCAACACAGAACAAGCCGGCCGCCCGAAGUGCCCACUGGACCCCUAUUUCAUCAUGCCGGAUAAGUGCAAGUGUGUGGACUUCCAGGUCCUGAAGCUGCAGGAGUCCCCGGAUGCCGUGCCGCAUGGGGAGAUGCCCCGGCACUUGCAGCUGUACUGUGACAGGUACCUGUGUGACAAAGUUGUUCCAGGGAACAGAGUCACUAUCAUGGGCAUCUACUCCAUCAAGAAGUCUGCCCAGAGCAAGAACAGGAGCCGUGACAACGUGGGUGUGGGCAUCCGAAGUGCUUACAUCCGUGUGGUGGGCAUCCAGGUGGAUGUGGAGGGCUCAGGACACAGCUUCGCUGGCUCAGUGACUCCUCAAGAAGAGGAGGAACUUCGUCGCCUUGCUGCCAUGCCCAACAUCUAUGAGACGAUCGCCAAGAGCAUCGCGCCCUCCAUCUAUGGCAGCACUGACAUCAAGAAGGCCAUUGCCUGCCUCUUAUUUGGAGGCUCUCGCAAGAGGCUCCCAGAUGGACUGACCCGCAGAGGAGACAUCAACUUACUGAUGCUGGGUGACCCUGGCACGGCCAAAUCCCAGCUGCUGAAGUUUGUCGAGAAAUGUUCGCCCAUUGGGGUAUACACCUCUUUUGCCGGCUUGACGGCCUCCGUGAUCCGUGACCCUUCCUCCAGGAGUUUCUUCAUGGAGGGAGGAGCCAUGGUGCUGGCAGAUGGAGGAGUGGUGUGCAUCGAUGAGUUCGACAAGAUGCGGGAGGAUGACCGCGUGGCCAUCCACGAGGCAAUGGAGCAGCAGACCAUCUCCAUUGCUAAGGCAGGAAUCACAACCACACUCAACUCCCGCUGCUCAGUGCUGGCAGCUGCCAACUCUGUCUUUGGGCGCUGGGAUGAGACCAAGGGCGAGGAGAACAUUGAUUUUAUGCCCACCAUCCUGUCCCGAUUUGACAUGAUCUUCAUUGUCAAGGAUGAGCACAACGAGGAGCGAGAUAUGACACUGGCCAAGCACGUGAUGUCCUUACACGUGAGCGCCUUGACACAGACCCAGGCUGUGGAGGGUGAGAUCGAGUUGAACAAGCUGAAGAAGCUCAUCUCCUUCUGUCGAACGAGGUGUGGCCCUCGGCUGUCAGCAGCGGCGGCGGAGAAGCUGAAGAACCGCUACGUCCUGAUGCGGAGCGGCACUCGCCAGCACGAGCAGGAGAGCGACCGCCGCUCCAGCAUCCCCAUCACCGUCCGGAGACUGGAGGCCAUCGUGCGCAUUGCUGAGUCCCUGGGGAAGAUGAAGCUUCAGCCCUUCGCCACUGAGGCAGAUGUUGAAGAGGCCUUGAGGCUCUUCCAGGUGUCCACGCUUGAUGCAGCCAUGUCAGGCAGCCUGUCAGGGGCAGAAGGCUUCACGACACAGGAGGACCAAGAGAUGCUGUCCCGCAUUGAGAAGCAGCUCAAGCGCCGCUUCGCCAUUGGCUCUCAGGUGUCAGAGCACAGCAUCAUCCAGGUCUUCGUGCGGCAGAAAUACCCAGAACAUGCCAUCUACAAGGUGCUGCAGCUGAUGAUGCGGCGGGGGGAGAUCCAGCACCGCAUGCAACGCAAAGUCCUCUACCGCAUCAAGUGA